AUGGAAAAUCAAAGGCUGCUGCCCACCUCGGCCCUCAAGAUGAACAGGGAAGUCGGCUUCCACGUGCCCCUCUUCGGGGGUGCUCCGGACCCCCGCGCCAGGUGUGCGGACGGCGGGCAGCAAGGACCGGCCGCUAGCCCGAGGCCCAGGCCCGCCGCCCCCACGCCGCCCGGCCGGCCUGGUCGGCUCGCUCCUCUCCCCCGCGCCAGCCGGGACUCCGGGCUCCGCCAACCGGCCCCCGCGGAACAAGAAGGCGGCGGCCAGCGACUCCCCUCCCCCGCGGCCUCCGCUCUCCACUCCCGCGCCCCCGCUUACCCUCAACUCUUCGAAAUCCGCCAUUUUAUAUCACCCGCGGGCGCCGCCGCUGCUGCCGCCACCGCACCCCCUCCCACUGCCACCAACGACGCCGCCGCCACCACGGCCGCCGCCUCCAGCACCAUCCUGCACUGGGCGCCGCUUAAGACGCCGCGGCCGCUACCGCUGCCGCCGCUGCCGCCGCCGCCGGCCCGUCAUGUGACCAGCGCGGGAGCCCCGCCCCUCGCUGUGCCCCCUGCCCACGCGCGCGCGGCCGCCUUGCGCCCGCCCGCUCCUGCGCCGGCCCGUGCCGCGCACGCCUCCGCCGUCCAGGGCUGCGGCCUGGCCUCGCUCAGCUCGCGUUGUGCCUCCCCUCCCCGCGCCGAGGCCGGUGCCGACUCCCUCCCUGAGGCGCCGUCGCGACUGCGGCAUUACCCGCGGGCCUGGAGGAGGGCCUGGCCUCGCGAAGCGGCGGAGAAGAAGAGGAGGCGACUGGGACUCGUGGCAGGAGCAUGCGGGAAGAUUCUUACGGUGCCCUCCACACGGUGGCUGUGGAUGGAGGAGCAGCCGCAAACAAAACCAUCCCCCAGAGUAGUUGUGGCGGAACAAUCUAAAUAUAAGUGUUGGGGCAGCUGAAUGUCAAGGACGGUGUCGAAACAGUUGGGGGGUGGGGCUGGGGGAAAUGUGAAAUAAGAACGUUCAGAAGAGCCCUGAUAAAAAAGUCGAGGGGUCAGGGAAAUCUAAUAGCUAGGAAAGAAUGAAAUACGAGGAAGAGUAGGUGGAAGGAAGCUUCAUGGCUCCCCAGACGUGCUGAUAAAGGAUGAGAGAAGAUGCUGAGUCAAGCUGCUCCAAAACAUCGCGGGAAGGAGUCGGGUGUCAGGUUUCCUAAAGAGGUGGGUGGAACCCUCCCGUGAAAACUUUAAAACAAUGUAACUUACACGGCCCCGUUUAAUAUGGCUCCUAUCUAAUAUCUCUUCCCACUGCCCUUCGUUCCCCAACACUGCAGUUCUUCCAGUUCCUCCUUCAAAUUUCCCUUCCACCCCUCCCCCUCCAAGCUUUAAGACCUCUAAAUGUUGCUCUUUGGCCCAAGAAUAAUUUCCCACCCGCCUGUAACUCCCUGUUCAUCCUUCAAGUCUCACUUUAACUGUCACUUCUUCAGAUUUUCCCUCGCCCACAUCCCCCAUUCUCAUUCAAACCCCUCUCAUGACUUUUCAUAGGACCUUGAACUUUUCCUUCAUAACAUGUCACCAUGUUAAUUAUGUAGGUAUUUGUAUGAUUAUUAUAUAUAAUUAAAAUUAGGGUUGAAAAAUUUAUCUUAAAAAAAUUUAAACCCACUAAAAUGUACCGACUGAUAAAUGCCUGACAAAUAGUUGUUUAAUGAAUAAAGGAAUGA
Cynocephalus volans (Philippine flying lemur) is the source of this 1687-nucleotide messenger RNA. RefSeq lists its product as uncharacterized. Bases 1 to 930 code for a protein of 309 amino acids. The record is from RefSeq and is a predicted model, not a curated record. NCBI's taxonomy places the organism in Eukaryota, Metazoa, Chordata, Mammalia, Dermoptera, Cynocephalidae. The transcript has 3 exons.